AUGGAUGCUGGAACGGGCGUAGCAAAGCAUUUGGACGCCUUUGACGAGCUUGUUGUCGGUCUUCAGACGCUUGGAGAGCCUGUCGACGAGGUACGGCAGCUGGUAGUGCUACUGAGCAGCCUUUCAGCAGAAUACGAGCUGAAAUUAUCUAUUAUCGAGAUUGUCAGAGACAUCACGCUCAUCGAGGUGAAAGAGAAGCUGUUGAAGGAGUGUUAA
Peronospora matthiolae is the source of this 216-nucleotide messenger RNA. The record is from the annotation of a GenBank genome assembly. Lineage: Eukaryota; Oomycota; Peronosporomycetes; Peronosporales; Peronosporaceae.